Ooceraea biroi (clonal raider ant) is the source of this 2596-nucleotide messenger RNA. RefSeq names its product cleavage and polyadenylation specificity factor subunit 2 (gene CPSF2). Gene Ontology annotation, molecular function: RNA binding. Gene Ontology annotation, biological process: mRNA 3'-end processing by stem-loop binding and cleavage. NCBI's taxonomy places the organism in Eukaryota, Metazoa, Arthropoda, Insecta, Hymenoptera, Formicidae. Gene Ontology annotation, cellular component: mRNA cleavage and polyadenylation specificity factor complex. The record is from RefSeq and is a predicted model, not a curated record.
GUCCGAGUAUCCGACAUCAUCUUACUUUCUUACACCGUGACUAUAACCUGCACUAUUGUUUACUGGUGUUUACUUCUGAUUAAUUCUGAUACAUUUUAAAUAUUAUGGUAUCGUGACAUUAAGUAUCACAGUACGAUACAACGAUAAGACGGGGAAACAUUUUUAUUAGAAAUACAGUUCGUACAAUGAUAAAUCGUAUACAUUGUUUUAUAGGUUAAAACGAUAGCAUUGCAAUGAGAGAUAGUAGAACGGUUUGAAGCUCAAUGACCAGUAAUAUAAUUUAACACGUAAUUUGUGCAGAGUAAAGAAAAUAUUUAAAAAUGACAUCCAUCAUAAAGCUACUUGCUAUUUCUGGGGCAAUGGAUGAGUCUCCGCCUUGCUACAUACUGCAAGUAGAUGAACUAAGAAUAUUAUUGGACUGUGGGUGGGACGAGAACUUUGAUCAUGAUUUCAUGAGAGAAUUGAAAAGGCACGUUAAUCAAAUAGAUGCGGUAUUACUUUCAUACCCAGAUCCUUUACAUUUGGGCGCACUGCCCUACCUGGUUGGCAGAUGUGGCUUAAAUUGUCCCAUAUAUGCCACCAUACCUGUCUACAAAAUGGGCCAGAUGUUCAUGUACGACAUGUAUCAGUCCCGCCACAACAUGGAAGAUUUCGAUUUAUUUACGUUGGACGACGUCGACGCCGCGUUCGACAGGAUCGUGCAGCUGAAGUACAAUCAGAGUAUCUCGAUGAAGGGCAAGGGAUACGGCGUUACGCUGACCCCGUUGCCAGCGGGUCACAUGAUCGGCGGAACGAUUUGGAAGAUCGUGAAGGUGGGCGAGGAGGAUAUAAUAUACGCGGUGGAUUUCAAUCACAAGAAGGAGCGCCACUUGAACGGUUGCGAGUUGGAGAGACUGCAGAGGCCGUCCUUGUUAAUAACGGAUGCGUUCAACGCUACCUACCAGCAGGCCAGACGAAGGACGAGGGACGAGAAACUGAUGACUAAUAUCUUGCAAACAUUGCGAGGUGGCGGCAACGUGUUGGUCAGCGUGGACACCGCCGGCCGUGUACUGGAACUGGCGCACAUGCUGGACCAGCUCUGGCGUAACAAGGAAUCAGGGUUGCUUGCCUACUCGUUAGCUCUCCUUAAUAAUGUGAGCUACAACGUCGUGGAAUUUGCGAAAUCGCAGAUCGAGUGGAUGAGCGAUAAGCUGAUGAGGAGCUUCGAGGGUGCGCGCAACAAUCCGUUCCAGUUUAAGCACCUGCAGCUCUGCCACAGUAUGGCCGAGCUGAGUCAAGUCCCGAGUCCGAAGGUGGUGCUCGCGAGCACUCCGGACAUGGAAUGCGGAUUCUCUCGUGAAUUGUUUCUUCAGUGGUGCACCAAUCCGCAGAACAGUAUUAUAUUAACGAGCAGGACAUCUCCAGGCACUCUUGCCAGAGAUUUAGUGGAGAGAGGUGGAAACCGAAAUAUUACGCUGGAAGUGAAGAGACGAGUGAGACUCGAGGGCGCUGAGCUGGAGGAACAUCAGAAAAGAGAAAAGUUGAAACAGGAGCAGAUGAAGCAAGAGCAAAUGGAAACUGCAGAUGUGAGUUCCGAGUCGGAAGACGAGAUAGAGGUCGGUGGUGCGAGAGGGAAACACGAUUUAUUGGUGAAACAAGAAACUAAACCCGGUUUCUUUAAACAGAGUAAGAAACAACAUCCAAUAUUCCCAUUUGUCGAAGAAAAAAUCAAGAUAGACGAAUAUGGAGAAAUUAUAAAGCCAGAAGAUUACAAAAUAGCGGAGACCGCACCGGAGGUGGACGAAAAUAAGGAAAAUACUGAAACGAAACACGAAGAAAUCAAUCACCACCCGGAGAUAGCUGCGGAUAUUCCGACAAAAUGUGUACAGGUGUCGCGUACGAUGACCGUUAACGCGGAAGUGACGUACAUAGAUUUCGAAGGCAGAUCCGACGGAGAAUCCCUGCAAAAAAUAUUGGCGCAGCUGAGACCAAGGAGAGUGGUCUUGGUCAGAGGUUCACCCAAGGACUCGGAAAUAUUGGCCCAGCAAGCGCAAAGUGCCGGCGCGAGGGUGUUCAUUCCAGGCAGGGGGGAGACGCUGGACGCCACGACGGAAACGCAUAUUUAUCAGGUACGUUUGACCGAUGCUCUAGUCAGUGGGCUGAACUUCUCGAAGGGUAAGGGUGACGCGGAGGUAGCGUGGAUAGAUGCGAUGAUAACGGCGCGCAAUCACGUUUGUCGAGACGCCAUCGCCGACAAAGAGAGUGAGAACGCGAUCGCCGAAAGUGACAAGAUACUGACUCUCGAGCCUUUGCCGUUAAACGAGGUACCUGGCCAUCAAACGACAUUUAUAAACGAGUUGAAACUGUCGGACUUUAAACAGGUGUUGAAUAAGAGUAACAUUCCGUCCGAAUUUAGUGGAGGAGUUUUGUGGUGUUGCAACAAUACCAUCGCCGUUAGAAGGCACGAAGCUGGGAAAGUAAUACUGGAAGGCUGCAUUUCCGAAGAUUAUUAUAAAGUGCGGGAGCUAUUGUAUGAACAAUAUGCUAUUGUGUAAAUUAUUGAACAAUGUUAUGCUUGUAAUAACGAUUAUGAUAAUAAUUAUAUAAUUUUAUAUCU